UUUCACAGCUGCACCAUCAAAACGACGCUGCAUCCAACAACAUGGUAUGCUUCUGUUUUCUGGUGGACCAAAGGAGGGAGGUGCAGCGGAGCAAGCCCGCCGCCGGGAUUUGUUCCCGCUGCGGCGGCGGAGCCAGCGUCGCCGACGUGAAGACCGCCACCAGGUUUUGCUGUGUUCCUUUCUAUUGGAAAUCGUGGAGAGCCAUUGUUUGCACUUUCUGUGGUGCUGUUCUUCGUUCUUACCAGCACUAAAUUAAUAUCUAUAUAUAGGUUUGUUAUCACUCUUAGACACUGCUUCCUACUUACCACUUGUUAUAGUGCUAACACAUGAAUCUUUAUCUUCAUCAUCAUGUCUUCAUUCCAACUUCAAUUUAUAAUUAUUAUUUGUUCCAUCUUUCACUUUUAUGUGCUUCUUCUCAAGAGACAUAUAUAAUACGCAAUUUCUUACAAACUACUUUGACCAUGUCUAAUUUA
Abrus precatorius (Indian licorice) is the source of this 473-nucleotide messenger RNA. RefSeq lists its product as uncharacterized. The record is from RefSeq and is a predicted model, not a curated record. Lineage: Eukaryota; Viridiplantae; Streptophyta; Magnoliopsida; Fabales; Fabaceae. The coding region runs from base 42 to 251 and encodes 69 amino acids. The transcript has a single exon.